Dibothriocephalus latus is the source of this 264-nucleotide messenger RNA. The record is from the annotation of a GenBank genome assembly. Lineage: Eukaryota; Metazoa; Platyhelminthes; Cestoda; Diphyllobothriidea; Diphyllobothriidae.
AUGGACCAAGUAGUUGACUGGAUCUGUCCCCGCCAUCACGCGCAUCUCAGCAUUGUGCGACUGCUGGAAGGCAAAUGGGUCCCUGUAACAAGCAAUAACAUUGAAUGGCGAACUGGUGGCCAGGCUGCGGCUGCCAUCUCGGUUAAUAUGAGAAAGGAGUUGGUAGUCCUUGUAAAGCAAAUCCACUGCAUCGAGCAGGGCAUAGUAAUGACAUUUCCACUGGUGUUUAAUGAAUCUCAGGCCCUCGUUUAUCAGAUUCUCUAG